This is a messenger RNA of Empidonax traillii (willow flycatcher), 3705 nucleotides long. It is a transcript of the gene MATCAP2, whose product is annotated as KIAA0895 ortholog. The transcript is spliced from 7 exons. NCBI's taxonomy places the organism in Eukaryota, Metazoa, Chordata, Aves, Passeriformes, Tyrannidae. The record is from RefSeq and is a predicted model, not a curated record. The coding region runs from base 86 to 1636 and encodes 516 amino acids.
CCGGGCUCCCUGCCCAGGAGACCCGAACCCGCCGCGCAGGGGGAAGCCGGCGGGGCAGAGCCACGGCGCUGCCCAGAGGAGCAUCAUGCUGGAGUCCAUCUGUGUCACCGAAAAACUUCACUGGCCUAAGACAGAGCUUUCUAGGAAAUCAAUCCUGAGCCUGGAAGUACAUAAGCUGAACAUUAAUAAUGAAAACAGCCUCCAGCAUCCGCCUUCUGGGAUCCUUAAGGACAUUUUCACGACAGGAACCAGUAGCUACAAUGUCCUUCUACAGAGCAAGGAGGAGAAAAAACACCACGCCCAAAAGCAGGCAGCUGCUCACCACAAGAAGCACAGGAAAACCUCCAAGGGUUCUACCAGCCUGCGAAGCAACGAGCACCGCAAAGUCAAAGCCCUGCUACCCUUGCUCAGCAGUGGGUGGUACUGCACAAACAGACAGCCCUCCAUCAUCGUCACUAGCCCAGUGGCUACCAGUGUGAAGUUUACAAACAGCAUUUCAGUUGCAGGGAGCAGCACAGGACUGCCACCUCGACCCAGAAGUAGAACUAAGAGGCAUUUUAAUCUGACAAAGCCAAAGCAAUCACAGUCCUCAAAAAACAAGGGAAAAGAAGGCGAUGUGUCUGGCCAAAAACUCUGUUUACUAACUGCAAUCAAGCCCUCCAAUGUGGAGAAAGAGAAGAUUAAAUUCUUCAACUCAGAUUUCACAUACAAUCCUCAGUUUGAAUAUGAAAACCCUGCUCUGCCAAAUGUGUUAGCUAAGCACAGCCAUGCAUCUGACAGAUUUCUUAAGCAGUCCAUUAACAUUAUGGAGCGAACAUUGCAGAAAUAUGGAAGCUAUGAAAAAUUUGAACAGGCCACUGGAGGCAGCUUGCUGACCAAAAGUCGCAUCUGGAAUCGUGUCAGGAAAUACAUGGUGAAAGAAGGCUGUCUUGGUGAGAUUGUGGUCCAUCUCACGGAGGACCUGCUGUCCCGAGCCUCAAUGACAGUGGUGAAUGGCCGCCCCACUCUCACUAUCAAUAUCUCCACUGCACGAGAGCACUGGCUGGAGGGGAUGCUGAGACAUGAAAUUGGAACUCAUUAUUUUCGUGGUUUUAACAACAACAGCCAGCCUUGGUGCAACCGGAACGGACGUAGAAAACAUGGGUUAAAACCAAUCAACCCUACAGAAGAGGGGCUGGCGAGCAUUCACAGUGUCCUGUUCCGCAAAGACCCUUUUCUUUGGAGAGCUGCCUUGCUCUACUACACCGUGUAUCAGGCUAGCCAAAUGUCCUUCAGCCGGCUUUUCCAGGACGUGGGGAAAUUUGUCAAAGACCCCAACACUAGGUGGGAUUACUGCGUACGAGCCAAGAGAGGGUGGACUGACACAUCACAGCCAGGCUGUUUCAAUAAGGAUCAGGUGUACUUGGAUGGCAUCCUCCGAAUCCUGAGAUACAGGGACUCCAUUGAUUUCUAUCUUCUGACAGCCCUUGGAAAGAUCUCAUAUGAGGACGUGGAUCGCCUGAAAGGAUUAGCUGUGAUUGAGAACAUGAGGGUGCCCCACUUUUUGCAAGACCACACCCGGUAUAUGGAGCACUUGGAAAAGAUCAUGGAAGUCAACGAACUUACUGAUGAGGAGCUCCAGGAUCUCAUAAAUUAACAGUAGUAGCCCACCUUUCACUUACAUUGUGAAGAUGUGGAAGCGAACUUCCCUGAGCUUGCAAAAACGGACUUACAAGGAGUGGGACAGAAGGGUGGCCAGAAUAUGUGAAAUUCAGAAAAAGCUCCGUUAUGUUCCUUUUGCAUUGUGAUUGUAUACUGAUUGGUUUUUAAAGGGAUUGUGCAUUUUUAAAAAAAUUUGGCUUAGAAAUUCCUGUGCAGUGAUCUAUCCAAUCAUUUAUACUGUUUUUUAUGCUAGGUGUAGUGUUUGGUGCUGUCUCUUGUAAUAUAAUGUUUUUUCCCACCCAGGUUUAGAGGUGGAAGAAAGGAGAAGGAAGAGGAAUUCCCCUUUAGUUAACUUGUGUUUGCCUUAUCUUUGGUCAUAGCUUUCACAGUUCAUAGCAUAAUCUACAGCAGUUCUAUUGCUGCAUUGCUGUCUGCAUAACUUUCCCACUUAGUCAUCACUGCAAUUAAAACAGAAAGUUUAAGGACAGUGCACAGAAGCAGGUCUUUGUGCCACAGGAUCAGAGCUCUGUAAUGUUAUAAAACGUUUGAGGUUUUUUUUUUUUGUGAGAGAAUAAGCAUUUUAAAAAAAGAAAAAAGAUAGGUAUUGCUGUUUCAAUUACUGUAAGAAGGUAGCAAAGUUAUUUCCCUUUAUUUCCUCAAAAAGUUACACUGUUCCACAUCUUUAUCUGUAAAGUACAUGUUUCAGGAAGCUGAAUUCUGGAAAGGGUCUGCCUCCUCUGAGGACAAGCAUAGCAUGUCUAGGAAGUUCAACAUGGCAGUUUUUUGGGAGAAGGAUCAAGCAGAACUGUGAUUUCAUGACUUAUGUGUUCUAAAUAAAUUCAGGAACACAGGGUCAUGAUUCAGGACCGUGGGCAACACUCACUUCUUCUCUGGGUCACCUGAGCCUACAGAGGAUCAAGUCAUAUUUUUGAGCAGUACCUCCAUGCUACAGCAACCUUGAGCUUGCAGAGCUUGUUCAAGAAACAAGAUGCGACAGGGGGAGGAAAAGAAGACUCACAAGUGCCCUAUUCCUGUGUUCCAACAGAAGUGCUGCACCACUCUGAAGCAACUUUACCUCUGUGUUAACACUCGGUGCUAUAUCCAGGACCAAGAAGAGAAAGCUCCUUACUGUAAGGCUUUCUCUAGUCAUGUGAUGAAUAGCUUAGGUGAUGCAGGAGGACUUAAUACAUAAACUACAUUUUCUGAUUCCAGAGUAUUAUGGAAUUGUCAAGGCAAAUUGAGAUUUGCACCUAAAAGUUUUCUGACAAAGGGUUUUGUUUGAGGAGACAGCAUUUUACCAGGGCUCCUCUGAACUUCCGGGAAGCAGCUGUGGGAGGAGAGGCUAUGCAGGAACUAUUGAGAGCCUUGGACAGGGCUUCUGCCCUUUUUUACCCCUCUACUUUGGCCCACUGGUAACAGGUCUGGCAUGAGAUAAGUGAGUAGAUGGAGCCAAGGUUUCCUCUAUGCCACAUUUGCAUGGAUCUGAGCCAUAGUAUCCUAUGUUCUUUAAAGAAACAAAUGGAAUAACCCUCCCACCUUAUUUUACAUCCAUGACAUUACCAGUCAUGACAGUAAAGUCUUGAGAACACAUUUUCUGAUCUCUAGGAAAAUCUGAGGAAAAAGCUCUCAGUUGGCUAAGAGGUCUGAAAGGUUUAUGAAUAAUCCCAUAAAAGCAGCUGCCUUUCAGAUACUAUGGCAGGUGUGUUUGCAGUGGCUGGCUGGCUGACUGCUUCAAAAAAAGAAAAUGCAUUCAACAAUCACGAAUUUACUAAAUUUGGUUAUUUUCAAGGCAGGGCCCAAGAACAGCCUGCAGCAGCCUUAAUUUUGUGUUGUCAGUAUUGUUCAGCAGCUGAAAGGCUUUCAGCCUCUGUAUGCUGAAAUAAAAGCCCUAUUUUCUCUCCUCCUCUCCUUCAGGCUGUCUAGUUUGAUCACUGGUGACUUCGCCUGCCCAGCUUUGUUUUAGAGCUGCGUAGAGUAGAAACUGUGUUGCAGCAGCCUGACAGGACCCACUUGCACUCAGUCACCCACCUGCUCCAGGGUUUGGCUGCUUUGCCAGAAACAGCA